Molecule: messenger RNA, 1154 nt
Organism: Daucus carota subsp. sativus
Lineage: Eukaryota; Viridiplantae; Streptophyta; Magnoliopsida; Apiales; Apiaceae
Product: CRIB domain-containing protein RIC5
Exons: 4
Coding region: 335-907 (190 amino acids)
Source: RefSeq, a predicted model, not a curated record
AUUGAAAAAACUCGCAAGAAUCCUUUGUUUUCUUGUAAUCAUUCGUAUUUUUACACUAAAUGAUACAAGACCCGCGUUCUUGUAAAUUUCUUCGUUACCUUUACGGAUUUCAUUCUAUUCUCCCUGCAACCACAUUGUAAUAUUCAUAUUACAGAAUGAUUCACCUCAGCAUUUCAGCCCUUGUGAGGAGCCUCUUUCAUUUUUUUAAAUUGUUAAUGUAGCUCUGUAUUGAUUAUAAUCUUGAGCCCGUUUUUUGUUGUGAAUGCUCGAUCACAACGCGAUUUGAGACUUGUUGAACGUAUUCUUCGUGUUCUUGUUGUCUAGUCCUUCGAACAUGUCAACCGUGAAGGGCAUAUUGAAAGGUCUUAGAUAUAUUUCACAAAUAUUUGAAAAAGAAGAAGAGGAGGAAGAGGAGGAAAUACAAAUAGGAGCUCCCACGGAUGUAAAGCAUGUUGCGCACAUCGGAAAUGAUGGUCCAUCUACGAAUAAACCAAGCUGGAUGAAGGAAGCAUCAAGUGAAGCUAAAAGUAAUGGCAACAAAACCAACAAAUCGUCCAAUAAAGAUGGCCAAAACUCAUCGGAUGCUUCAUCGGAUAAAAAGAAGCAAUCAAAACGCAAUGCUGCAAAAUCUUACAUCAAGGAUAUUGGGUCAUCGGCCCGAGAUGCAACCAGCAAUGUAAAGCCCAAGCGUGGCAAGAAUCCAACUGGUGAAUCACAGCAAAGUUCUAUUGCGAUGGAAUCACCAUCUCGAGAGCCCGGCUCGGCUAGAGCAUCCCGUGCAAGGAAAAAUAAAACAGGGGCCGGUAAAUCUAAAGGCCCAAACGCUUCCAGCGACAACUUUGCUUCCUCCCCUGGGCCUAGCUACGAAAGGGACAAUGGUAAGAUAUCCCAAAGACAGGCAUCAUGAAAUUAUUGAGUGUGAAAUAUUUGAAAUGGAAAAUACGAUUAAUUAAAUUAACGAACCAAAUAUACUCGGUAUAUCAGCUCUCAUCUGGUGCGUAUCUUGGCUCGGAAAAAGUUCGAAAAAUAAAAUGUACGGAAGUCUUCUGUGCACUCCAAUUAUUUUGUAAUUUUUUAUAAUUACUAUGUUUUGUUGUAUGUAGAACUAUUGUUGUAGUUGUGUAUAACAACAUGAUUGAAAUGUUUAUUUUUCA